Molecule: messenger RNA, 960 nt
Organism: Clarias gariepinus (North African catfish)
Lineage: Eukaryota; Metazoa; Chordata; Actinopteri; Siluriformes; Clariidae
Product: trace amine-associated receptor 1-like
Exons: 2
Coding region: 1-960 (319 amino acids)
Biological process (GO): G protein-coupled receptor signaling pathway
Cellular component (GO): membrane
Molecular function (GO): trace-amine receptor activity
Source: RefSeq, a predicted model, not a curated record
AUGGACAAUAUCAUUAAGUUGGAUAUAUUACAGGAGCCUUCACUUUGUUUCAGUUCACUUAAUACUUCAUGUGUAAAGUUAAAUUAUUCUCUGGAAGUCAGACUUUUGCUUUACAUUCUCUUUAGCAUUUCUUCUCUUAUCACUGUGUUUGGAAAUCUCCUUGUGAUCAUAACUGUUGUACAUUUCAGACAAUUACACACUCCAACUAAUUACCUUAUUCUCUCUCUGGCUGUUGCUGAUCUGCUUGUAGGAGGAGUAGUGAUGCCUCCUAGCAUGGUACGCUCUGUGGAAACUUGCUGGUAUUUAGGGAGCACAUUUUACAGAUAUUAUGCUGUGUGUCAUCCAUUUCUAUAUCACAGGAAAAUGACCCCUAACACUGUUAGAUUCAUGAUUGUUAUAUGUUGGGGCAUAUCUGCAGCACUCGGGUUUGGUAUGAUAUUUCUGGAACUAAAUAUUCUUGGAAGUGAAGAUUUUUAUUACAAUACCUUCCUUUGUGAAGGUGCAUGUAUGGUUUUUCAAACGAAAGCAGCAGCUUCAGUGUUUCCUAUUAUAUGCUUUUAUAUGCCUGCAGUAAUCAUGCUUUGUGUGUAUAUAAAAAUCUUACGCACUGCACAAAGACAAGCUCGUGCAAUUCAAUCUACAAAUGCACAGACAAAGAAAGCUGAUGAAAUAUCCAGUAUGAGCAAAUCUGAAAGGAAGGCAACAAAAACAUUGGCCAUAAUUGUAGGAGUUUUUCUUACUUCCUGGGUGCCAUUUUAUAUUUGUAACUGCGUAGAUCCAUUUGCAGGAUACUCAGUUCCUCCAGUUGUGUUUGAUAUUUUCCUUUGGAUUGGAUAUUUUAAUUCAACAUUCAAUCCAAUAGUCUAUGCUUUUUUCUACAUCUGGUUUAGACACGCUUUCAGAGUCAUUUUGACUGGGAAAAUAUUUCAGGCCAAUUCAUCCCACACUCGAUUGUUUUGA